Girardinichthys multiradiatus is the source of this 2611-nucleotide messenger RNA. It is a transcript of the gene pgghg, whose product is annotated as protein-glucosylgalactosylhydroxylysine glucosidase. The transcript has 14 exons. Gene Ontology annotation, biological process: carbohydrate metabolic process. The record is from RefSeq and is a predicted model, not a curated record. Gene Ontology annotation, molecular function: catalytic activity. Lineage: Eukaryota; Metazoa; Chordata; Actinopteri; Cyprinodontiformes; Goodeidae. Bases 271 to 2364 code for a protein of 697 amino acids.
CCAUGCCAGGUUUUUCAACAGACCACAGCUAGGUCCAGUUUUUUCCAUGUGGCACAAGAAGGGGCCUGUUCUUGCAGCAGAGAUACUACAAAAAUAAUUUGGAUCCACUUUAUGAACAUCUCUGUGUUAUUGUGAAAGCUGAGAGAACCCAGAGCACACAGGAAGUCUUCUUGAACUCAUGAUGUAAAGAAAGGGCGGUUCGGGAACUUCUUCAGAUAAAAACAUUCUGUAACCCUCAUCAAGUGACUGUGAGAGGAGCACCUCCGAACCAUGUCAUGUAACUUGGACCCCUACAUCUUCACCACUGACACCCUUCCCAGUGACCUCCGUUUCCUCCCUCCUCUUGCAAAUGGGCUCCUGGGCUGGAAGGUGUUCAACAACAUCAUGCACAUGGGUGGUGUUUACAACGGGGAGGCUGGACAUUGCCACAGAGCCGAUGUCCCCUGCCCUCUGGCUGUGAAGAUCGAGACAGAGGACCAUGCCCAACACAGCUACACCCUGGACACCCACACAGGUAUUUUCUCCCACGAUCUGAGAUCAUCCACUGUGACCGCCUCCCAGUCCCUGUAUUCUCACCGUUUUUACCCCAACAUCUUGGUGAUGGAGGUUCUGUUGGAGCGCCAUGUGACCUCAGAGGAGCCAGUUAUAGUUAAUUUGGUCAGUUCAUUCACCCCUCAGAGCAAAGACAUUCAGUUUGAGUGCUCUCCUGACUACAAAGGCGGAAGGCAUAUUCAAGGACAAACCUCCACAGCUGAAUUCCCAGGGGGCUCCUGUCCCACCGUCCACCUAAUCUGGACCCCUGUGCCUUCCACUCUGACGCUACCACCAGAGCAGACAAAAGCUCGCUGGGGGUUCAUCCUGGUCGUGGCCAACAGCUUGGAAGCUGCCAGGUCCAGCUAUGAUGAGGGCCUGAACCUGAUGGCGACUGGAAACCUUCGCCCGUCUCACGAGAAGGCCUGGAAGGAGCUGUGGCUCCAGAGCAAGGUUGAGGUAACAGGGUCCCAGACCCUCUGCAAAGCUGUUAUUGGCUGCAUGUUCUACCUUCUUAGCGCCUUCCCAUCCAUCCAUGACACCUCCAGCUGUUUUGGAGGGGUGAGUCCAGGUGGGCUUUCCAAUGGCGGAGAUGGCCAAGAUUACUGGGGUCAUGUUUUUUGGGAUCAGGAUGUUUGGAUGUAUCCAGGAAUAGCACUUUUCUACCCUAAACUUGCCCGAUCCGUGCUGGAGUACAGGGUUAGGACAAUAGAUGGUGCGAAAGACAACGCCCAGAAGCAGGGCUACAAGGGGCUGAAGUUCCCAUGGGAGAGUGCUGUGUCAGGGAGAGAGGUGUGCCCAGAGGACAUUUAUGGGCAACAAGAGAUUCACAUCAACGGAGAUGUCACGUUGGCCUUCCAACACUAUCUCUACCUCACUGAGGAUCUGUCCAUGUUCACAGAGGGAAAGGGCAGCGAGGUGAUCUUCGGCGUGGCUGAUUACUGGGUUUCCAGGGGGAUGUGGAACCCUGACGACCAGAAAUAUCACCUGAUAGGUGUUAUGCCACCAGAUGAAUAUUACUACAACGUCAACGACUCAGUGUACACAAACACAGUGGCCCAACUCAGUCUCCAGUUUGCUGUCGAGCUGGCUGAUCUUCUCCAACAUCCGGCACCAAAAGAAUGGCAAGAAGUUGCCAAGCGCAUCAACAUACCUUUUGACCAAGAGCUGCAGUACCAUCCUGAGUUUGAUGGCUACAGUAAAGGUCAACCAGUGAAACAAGCAGACACAGUAAUGCUGGGGUAUCCCCUUGGGGUGCCGAUGUCUCCGGAGGUUAGGAGGAAUGAUCUGGAAGCCUAUGAGCCAGUCACAGACCCAAAUGGGCCAGCCAUGACAUGGGGUAUGUUUGCAAUAGGCUGGCUGGAGCUGGGCGAAGCUGAGAAGGCUCAAACCUUACUUGAAAAAUGCUUUAAGAACAUCCAGGGGCCUUUUCAGGUAUGGAGUGAAUCAUCAGACGGAUCUGGAGCAGUAAACUUUCUCACAGGCAUGGGAGGAUUCCUGCAGGCUGUGCUGUUUGGGUACACGGGCUUCAGAGUUAAGAAGGAAUGCUUGGCCUUCUCCCCGCUGCUUCCGGAUGAGAACUGGGAACUGUGUGUCCGUGGGAUUAACUAUUUGGGCAAUCAGAUGGACUGGCUUAUCAGAAAAGAUGACAUCUGCAUCAUACUCAGGGAGCAGACUAGCCGAGCUGGAAACACUCACCCCCAUAAGCUGCAGGUUGUCCUGAAGGCAUCAGGAGCUAAAAUCCCUCUAACACCAGGGCAGCCGGUCACUUUUCCUGGAGAGGCCGGCUAUGUAUGUAAAAUGGAUCCCCCGUCUUCCUGCUGGCCACUUUAAAACAGGAGUUGGAUCAGUCCUCGUCAUUCCAUCAGCAGAAAGACAUGCAAAGUUAUUAUGUCUUUAAUAUGCGUCGUAUGUUUUCCAUUUUCAACACCGAACAUGGAAAAUUAUAUGUAAUAUUAUAAAAGGGCAAUAGGAGAUAAAAUGUUGGGAUUAUUUUUGCUUUUUCUAAGAGAACAUUUUCACAAAUGAUGUGCAAAAUGUUGUUUGGUUCAAUAAAAUAAGUUUGACAUUGUUUCUUUAA